Molecule: messenger RNA, 798 nt
Organism: Enterobius vermicularis (human pinworm)
Lineage: Eukaryota; Metazoa; Nematoda; Chromadorea; Rhabditida; Oxyuridae
Source: the annotation of a GenBank genome assembly
AUGUAUGACAGGUUGAAGUUUUUAGAUCAUCCGAAAGAGGACCAGGAUCGUGUCGAGAAGAGUGAUUUGUCGAAGGAUAAGAAACCGCUAACAUCUAUACCUUCUAAUUCUGGUGCACAAAGUGUUGGUGCUGUUAACCGAUUGCCUGGCGCAAAUAAUGCAAAAGGUGAGGAAGAUAAGCCAGGAACAGCUGCUUCGGUAUCUCAUGUACAUUGUAGCUCAGCUCCAUUGCUUAGCUCUCAAGCACAGUCUCAAUCUCAUAAUGUCGGAGGCUCAAUUUUGGAUCAGCUCCUUCCAGCAAAACAAAAUGGUUUGAAUUUGAUUGAUUUUUUCAUUUUUGCUCGCCAAAUUCUAUCUUUUCGCUUUUCAGCAACUGAAAACGAUGACAGUAAAGGAGUAGUGAAGAAUAUGGGUGGUUGGGAUAAUCUGGCUAAGAAGAGUCAGUGUGCAGCCCUAAAAGUUGAUGCUACAGCGCAGUUUGAAUUAUUCCGCAAGCAAGCGAAACAAAAGGAAGAUAGACGAAGGCAGCUGAAGGAUGAAGAAGAAAAACGAAGGAAAAUUAAAGAGCAAGAAGAACGAGAUCGUAGGGAACAGUCUAACACUGCUGAUAACUCGUCGCUUGAUGACGAGCGUCUGAUGCGUCAGAGAGAGCAGCUAGUUUCGGUGCAGAGAGUUGAGAUUUGGUUUGCUUGGAGGUGGUUUUAUUACGGAGUUGUGAUUGUAGGAACGCCGAAGACGGGAAGCCUUGAGUGGUGCGUCAGACGUGACCAGCCAGAUGGAUUUGAUGAUGAAUUUUGA